CGACUCUAGAUAACCACCUCAACCAGCAGGCAAAGAGACCCUGAUUGCUCUGGUUGGAAAGACUGUUCCUUGGAAAAGCUUGACAGCACUCCAAAACCCAAACAUGACCGAACAAAAUAAAGAGGUCCGGAUUGUUCUGGUUGGAAAGAUUGGAUCUGGGAAGAGCGCAACAGGAAACGCCAUCCUGGGGAGAAAAGCGUUUGAAUCCAAAAUGUCCGCUAUUUCUGUGACAUCCUCAAGUAAAAAGAAAAGAGGAAUGGUGGGAGGGCAACAUGUAGCUGUCAUCGACACACCUGGCUUGUUUGACACUAAGUUAACACAGGAGGAGGCACUGAAAGAGAUCUCACAGUGCCUGCUUUUCUCUGCUCCUGGUCCCCAUGUGUUCCUGGUUGUGCUCAAGCUGGGAGGAUUCACUGAAGAGCAGCAGAACAUUUUGAAGAUGAUCCAGAAACUAUUUGGUGAUGAAGCAUCCAAAUACACCAUGCUUGUCUUCACACAUGGAGACCUUCUUGAUGAUGUAACAAUUGAAGACUUCCUGCAUGGAAAUCCCAAACUGGAAAGUUUCAUUGCCGAAUGUAAUGGGGGAUAUCAUGUCUUCAAAAACAAAGAUCAGAAUCCCUCCCAGGUCACUGAGCUGCUUGAGAAGAUAGACAAGAUGGUGAAGAUGAAUGGAGGAAGCCACUACACCACUGAGAUGUUCCAGGAGGCUGAGAGAGUGAUUGAAGAGGAGAAGAACAGGAUCCUGAGAGAGAAUGAAGAGAAGAUACGUGGAGAGAGGGUAGAACUGAAGGCAAAGUUUGAAGGAGUGUGUCUAAGAGAAGAAGUAGAGAAGCAGGGGAUAAAACAGGAAAGAGAAGCUAGAAAGAAUGCUGAGAAAUUUAACAACAUGAGAACAGGUGCUGGAAUCGGAGUGGCUUUGGGAACAUUUGGAGGCCCAGUUGGUAUGUCAGUUGGUGCAGCACUGGGAGUUGCAGUGGGAGCUGGAGUAAAUUUAUGCAAUACUCAAUGAGAGUCCGUAGCUAACAGUGCUGUACCUUCUAAAAGUUGUUUGAUUUCAUUACUUGAUAUUUAAUGCUUCCUCUAUAUACAGUUGAAGUCAGAAGUUUACAUACACCUUAGCCAAAUACAUUUAAAUUCAGAUUUUCACAACUCCUGACAUUUAAUCCUAGUAACAAUUCCCUGUUUUAGGUCAGUUAGGAUCACCACUUUAUUUUAUGAAUGUGAAAUGUCAGAUUAAUAGUAGAGAGAAUCAUUUAUUUCAGCUUUUAUUCCUUUCAUCACAUUCCCAGUGGGUCAGAAGUUUACAUACA
Salmo salar (Atlantic salmon) is the source of this 1310-nucleotide messenger RNA. Lineage: Eukaryota; Metazoa; Chordata; Actinopteri; Salmoniformes; Salmonidae. The record is from RefSeq and is a predicted model, not a curated record.